GGGCUCAGUACUGUGCUUGCGUCAUCCCCGUUAACCCUCACACUUGCUUUCUUAGCCCUUUUUACGGAUGAGGAAUCCGAGACUUCUAGGGAUCAUGACAUUCCUGAUCAUUGGCAGAGGGAGGUUGUGAGCUCUGGUGCACGAUCCCACACUGUUUGCGGGAUGACUCCUUGCUUCUACUAACGGGUGUCACCUGGACUGACCUUGCUCUUCGCCAAAUACCCUGCCUUCCUCAUUACCACCCUCUUCACCUGGAGCCAACGCAGCGGUUCCCUGCCUCUGCGUCAGAGACCUACUUCUAGAUUUGCAAACUUCAUGGCCUAUUUUGGCCUUAAUCUCAACGUCCAGCAUCUGGGGAAUAAUGUUUCCCUGUUGCAGACGCUCUUUGGUGCAGUCAUCCUCUUGGCCAAUUGCGUUGCACCUUGGGCACUGAAAUACAUGAACCGUCGAGCAAGCCAGAUGCUUCUCAUGUUCCUCCUGGCAAUCUGCCUUCUGGCCAUCAUACUUGUGCCACAAGAAAUGCAGACGCUGCGUGAGGUUUUGGCAACGCUGGGCUUAGGAGCGUCUUCCCUUGCCAAUACCCUUGCUUUUGCCCAUGGAAAUGAAGUAAUUCCCACCGUAAUCAGGGCAAGAGCUAUGGGAAUCAAUGCAACCUUUGCUAAUAUUGCAGGAGCCCUGGCUCCCCUCAUGAUCAUCGUAAGUGUAUAUUCUCCACCCCUGCCCUGGAUCAUCUAUGGAGUCUUCCCCUUCAUCUCCGGCUUUGCUUUCCUCCUCCUUCCUGAAACCAGGAACAAGCCUCUGUCUGACACCAUCCAGGAUGAGAAAAAUGAGAGAAAAGACUCCAGAGAACCAAAGCAGGAGGGUCCCAGCAUGGAAGUAACACAGUUUUAAGGAAUUCCGGGAGCUGACUGCUGAUCAAUGAGCCAAAUGAAGGGAACAAUCAGGACUGUUCCUAGACACUAGCAAAAUCUAGAAAAUAAAUAACAGGGCUGGGCUCGGUGGCUCACGCCUGUAAUCCCAGCACUUUGGGAGGCUGAGGCGGGCAGAUCACAAGGUCAGGAGAUCGAGACCACCCUGGCCAACA
This is a messenger RNA of Macaca mulatta (Rhesus monkey), 1084 nucleotides long. Lineage: Eukaryota; Metazoa; Chordata; Mammalia; Primates; Cercopithecidae. The record is from RefSeq and is a predicted model, not a curated record.